AUGAAAUUUCAAAUUUUCAUUACAUGGUUUUAUCAAAAAAUAGCUACUUAUAACCUUUUUAAAUUAAAAGAAGAUGAUUAUGAUGAUAAUAUUCAAGAUCAAACUAUUAUUAUUAAACAUCAGAAAUGUAAAACUUGGUUAUAUAUUAUUUUAUUGAUAAUUUGUUUUUAUAUUUUAUUUUACAUAAAUUUAAUUCAAAUGUAUUCAACAACAGUUAUCGUAUCGAACAUAACGUUAGAUACGUAUAAGGAACUUUAUUCUAAACAUAGAAAAACACUUUUAUGCUCAUGCUCAACAAUAACAAUUCGUUAUGAAAAUUUUAUUUCCAACAAUAUAACAAAUCAUCCGAUUUGUUCAAGUAUUUUUAUCAAACCUGAAUGGAUAUUUGCAUUGUAUUUUAAAGAAGCAAGUCAAUACGGAGUUUGGGAUUUUCGAACAACAGCAUACUCACAAUUUAAACUUUUAUCAAGCUUUUGUUCAUUCUCAAAAGAAAUCAUUUCUCAAAUACAGAAUGAAAUUAAUAACAAUGAACUUAUUACUCUUUAUCUUCUUUCUCUUCAACAAUUUCAAACUGAAGUUAAUGAAAGAACUGAAUAUUUUAAGAAUAGUUCAACUUCUCGCAUGAUAACGUUUCUAAAUUAUUUAAAGAAUACAAAUAAUAAACAUUAUUUUGUUUCUGCACUCAAUACCAAUCUCGUCGUUCAAACAGGUUAUUACGAGCAAAAUGACGAUCGCUAUUUUAAAGCGCGUGAAGUUAAGUAUGGUGAUGCUGAAGAUGGUAUGACAUGCAAUGAAGAUUCACUAGUAACAAGAGUUGUUCUCAAUCCAUUGCCAUACCAAUCAAUUCCUUAUUCCAUUAGACAUCAGAUAAAGCCGUUGCCUAAUUCAAUCAUUGUUAAUGGAUUCUUUACAGGAUGUACACCACUUGAAGCACUUCUACAAAGUAAAUUAGAUUGUCUUUAUGAAGUCAAAUGUCUUCAAUUACUGGUAAAUUAUUUUCCAAAAUUAACGGAAAUUAAUUUUAACCCAAAUAAUUCAGUUUUGUUUUCAGACGAUAGAGAUAAAACUGUCAAUGAAUAUUUGAAUAAUCUUUUCAUUACAAAUUGGUCGAUACAAGCCAACUAUAUAAAUUAUUUUCAUAUGUGUUCUCCAUCGAAAUGUACAUACUCAACAAUAGAACGAACAGAAAUAGUUUAUAUAAUUACCCUUUUCAUUAGUCUUUAUGGUGGUCUCAUUAUUAUAUUGCGUCUUAUUGCGUCAUUUUUUAUUGAUAUCAUAGUGAAAUGCAAAACUUAUUCGAAAAAGAGAAAUGAAACUUUAUCAAGUUCAAUAUGUGCUGUUUGCUUAUUUACAUCAUUAGAAAAUACACUUCGGCUUAUAACUAAAACGGACAUAUCAAUGACAUCUUAUAUUUCUUUGGAAGUUUUAUAUUCUGAUACACUUCAAUGUCCUUGUUCAAACAAAACAAUACCUUAUGGAAAUUUUCUCUCAUUAACACCACGUCUUCAUCAAAUAUGUUCGAGUCGUUUUGUUUUUGCUGGUUGGAUUACAUUGUUAAGAAACGGCUUCAUACUUUACGAUACCCAUGAUUGGCGCAGUUAUGCAUAUUUACAAUUUCAAUUUUUAUCUGAUUUUUGUGAUUUAGCUAGUAAAACGAUCGAUGAUGCCGUAGUUCGAUACCUUUCUCAAUUAUUCAUUGCCUCUUCUGUGUUGAAUGAAACUAAAUUUAACGAACAAAUCAAUACAAAUCUCGAUCAAUUUUAUCAAUCAAUAACCUAUAAUUUUGCUUUUAUGACAGAUGUUUUACGACUAUUGAUUCAAAUUGAUCAAUUAUAUGCAAAAUCAUUCAAAUUACUAUUUGGACAGAAUCAUGAUAUCAAUUUAGUAAACGACGUUAUUACAGAUAAAAGAAAUUUAGCUAAACCAGUCAAGUUAUAUUUUCUACUAAAUGAAAUUGAAGAAAUUAAUUUAACAACAAUCAAAUGUACUUGUGCCAUAAAUCCAUAUUGUCAAAUACCAGCCGUUAUAUAUGAUACAGAUUAUUUUACUCAUCAAAGAUCGAUUCAUUAUAUGCCUGGUUGGAAUCGACAAUGUCUUGCUAUUGAUUCGACUCUAUCUUCAUCAUUUCAAUGUUUAUAUGAAGAUUUAGACUGCUUUCCAUUCUUCUUGACUUCUCUCUCCAAAUUUCUUCAAAAUGAUCAUCUUGAAAAUUAUUUACCAUUUGAUUUUGGUCCAAUGACUUAUAAUUCAACAAUGACUAGAUUUUCAUCACACGCAAAUAUUUCAAAGUUAUUCAAAGAAAUUAUGAUUGAAAAAUGGAAUUCAUCUGUAUCCUAUCAAUCAUUUUAUAAGUCUUGUGCACCAAAUUAUUGUACUUAUUCUCUACCAAUGCGGAGACAUAAUUUUCUUCAAGUGAUCAUAACCUUAAUAUCCGUAAUUGGUGGUAUCAUAUUUUCAUUAAGAUUUGUCACACCUUAUCUCAUUACACUUUUUCUUAAAUUAUUGAUAAAAUUGAAGAAAAACAGUCAACAACAACAAAGAAAUGAAGUUCAUCAAAGUUGUUUCAAUCGAAUUCAAAUUCUAAUGCAAAAAACGAUUAAGUUAUUUUCAACAACAUUAACUGAAUUAAAUAUAUUUUCUUCUCGCGAUUUUGACAAUAAUACUGAUCAAAUGACUGCUAAAAAAUAUGGUCAAUGGGCAACGCGUCUUUAUAUUUUAUUAUUUCUUAGUAGUAUAACGAUUCUUAUUUUCUAUACAAUUAUCCAGCCACGUAAUGUAACAAAAGCUUUCUAUCAGCCAUUAUUUAGUUUUUAUGAAAAAUUACAAAAAAUUUAUCUGAAUGAAUUAAAAUGUUCAUGUACACGAAUAGCAUCAAAAUAUAAGGAAUUUGUCGAAAUUACACCAAUAUUUCAUCCAAUAUGUUCAAGUCAAUUCGUAUCGAAAGAAUGGUAUAAUAAUAUAACAAAUAAUCUUUCUUUUAAUUUAUCUAUUUAUUCCCAAAAUGAUUAUCGUCGAUUUCUCCCUUCUCAUUUACAAUAUCUUCAAGGUUUGUGUCAACUUUCGAAAGAAUCAGUUCAAAAUACUAUUAAUGAAUUUCUUAUAUCAAUAUUGAUUACUGUUGAACUUUUGACGGAAGAACAAUUUCGUCAUCGUAUUGCAACUUUAAUUAAACAAAAUCAGUUGAAAAUUUCCUUUUUAUUGAAUCGUUUUCUUUUUAUAAUUCAAACUGUCAACCAUGGAAAUGCUUUUAUGACAACAUAUCAAACAAAUUUUCAAUAUAUUUCGUUGAUGAAUUCUAAUCAUCCAAGUUAUGCAUAUACCGAAGCAAUGAUUUAUGAUAAAAAUUGUUCAUGUGGUUUAUAUUCAAAUUGUACAACUCAAGCUAUUUUUAUUGAAAAUUCAACAAGAAAUUCAAUUCAAGGUUUGAAAAUGGGAUGUUUACCAAGUGAAUCAUUUCAAUUAUCGACUCUUGAAUGUUUUUAUAAUCAAACAUGUCUUAAUCUUAUUCAUCAAUAUACCAACACAGAAAAUAUUUCAAUAUCUCUUUCAACAAAUUUUAGUUCUUUUUUACCAAAUACAACAAUAAAUGAAUUAAUUAAUCAUUCAUUUACAGAAAAAUGGUUAAGAAACAUAAGUUAUUCAUCAUAUUAUAAUCAAUGUUUACCAUCAUUAUGUUCAUUUACUGAUAGUGAAAAAUUUAAUAUUCAAUAUNUGCACCUUACUGCAAUGCAUUCCGCUUCCCUCUAA
This is a messenger RNA of Adineta ricciae, 3747 nucleotides long. The record is from the annotation of a GenBank genome assembly. Lineage: Eukaryota; Metazoa; Rotifera; Eurotatoria; Adinetida; Adinetidae.